Hypanus sabinus (Atlantic stingray) is the source of this 1550-nucleotide messenger RNA. It is a transcript of the gene nsun4, whose product is annotated as NOP2/Sun RNA methyltransferase 4. NCBI's taxonomy places the organism in Eukaryota, Metazoa, Chordata, Chondrichthyes, Myliobatiformes, Dasyatidae. Gene Ontology annotation, biological process: rRNA methylation. Gene Ontology annotation, molecular function: methyltransferase activity. The transcript is spliced from 8 exons. The record is from RefSeq and is a predicted model, not a curated record. Gene Ontology annotation, cellular component: mitochondrial large ribosomal subunit. The coding region runs from base 158 to 1426 and encodes 422 amino acids.
GGAUUUCAUUCAGGGAGUUCGGCACGGACUAGAAGGGCUGAGUUGGCCUGUUUCCGUGCUGUAAUUGUUAUAUAAUUCCAUGUUACCGUAUUUUGAAACCGGAACGCUUGUGGAUGGGGCAUGUUUCUGACCGGACUGAUGUGAGUGGUGCGGAAGAAUGGCGGUGCUUGGAGGUUGGAGUGUCCGUCUGAAGAGUUUGACUGAGCGUCUGGGUGAAUGGCAGCGGCUCCCACGGAGAAAUGUUUACAAGAAGAAACGGGCUCCGUCUGCCCCCAGAGUUCCCAGUACCCAGUUGGCGCUGCAGAACUUGGACAUGAGCUGCAGCUCUCAGUUCGGCGACCUCUGGCCCUCCAUCCGUGUCGGCUUACUCUGCGAGCAGAAAUACGGGGCCCUGGUUAAUGGUUUCGGUGACGUGGAGGCAGUGAUCCGAAAGCUAGAAUUGCAGCAGGCCAGAGACUUCGUGUACGACAGCUGGAGCGAAUGGACAGAACUGCGGCCAGGCUGUGCUCCUAACACGGACUGUCAUCUCCGCGAAAUCCAGGAUUCACACCAGAGUUUGCAAACGUCCCAAUCUUGUCCUGAUCCUCCACUCCUUGUCGGUGACUCAGGACAAGAAUCUUCACCUUCCCUGGAAUCGAAAACGCGCCUAUCCCUUAGCCCAAACCUAAAAUGUUUUACAUUUCCGAGAGGAGACACCACCCGUUUUAAGCCCGCGAGGCCAGAUAAUUUAAGAUUGCUGGAAUAUUAUCUAAUGGAUGCUGCAUCACUCCUUCCAGUACUUGUUCUGGACGUUCAGCCACGUCACACUGUCCUUGAUCUUUGUGCGGCACCUGGUGGCAAGACAUUGGCACUGUUGCAGACAGAAUGCUGCCGACAUCUUGCUGUCAACGAUGUAUCCUUAUCUCGUGUAAAUAGGUUACGUAAAAUUCUUCAGAGUUACAUCCCAAAGAAUCUUUGUGUAGAAGACAGACUACGUAUCACAUCAUUGGAUGGCAGGCUCUGGGGAGAAAUAGAGAGAGAAACUUUUGACAGGGUGUUAGUUGAUGCUCCCUGCACAACUGAUAGACAUUCUGUACUUGAGGAAGACAACAAUAUCUUUAGCCGGAUACGGCUCAAGGAACGACAAAUGCUCCCUCUGUUACAGACCCAGCUGCUGGUGUCUGCCAUUCUUGCUACUAAGCCUGGCGGAUCGGUUGUGUACUCAACAUGUAGCUUGUCCCAGUUACAAAAUGAGCACGUGGUGGAGAGAGCAGUGCAAGUGGCAGAGAUUGAGCAUGUUCAUCUCUAUUAUUGCCAUCUCCAUUGUACUAUCUUUGAAACUGAUGAGAUGGCUGGAGAUAAGGAACUAUCGCAAAUUGAUUUUGAAAGUUCGCUCAAGGAGGGAAAGAUCUUUAAAAGACAUGAGAACCAUUAUGGAUGGGAUUAAAACAAUGGAUACCUUCCAAACAAAAAUUGACCAUGAACUCCUUCUCUCACUUCGGGAUCUCUGUAAAUCAAUACAACUAGGGGAUGUAUCAGCAAGCUACAUACUGCAUGCCUACAUGGAGAAA